Dissoconium aciculare CBS 342.82 is the source of this 991-nucleotide messenger RNA. RefSeq names its product putative hydroxyacylglutathione hydrolase. The record is from RefSeq and is a predicted model, not a curated record. NCBI's taxonomy places the organism in Eukaryota, Fungi, Ascomycota, Dothideomycetes, Mycosphaerellales, Dissoconiaceae. Bases 33 to 803 code for a protein of 256 amino acids. The transcript is spliced from 9 exons. Gene Ontology annotation, molecular function: hydroxyacylglutathione hydrolase activity.
AGAAAACAAUCAACUCCGGUCCCCGCCGCAAGAUGCAUAUCGAAUCGAUACCCAUGAGGGUGGGAACUGGUGACAAUUAUGCCUACCUCGUCACCGAUGACAAAACCAAAAAAGCGGUCAUCAUCGAUCCUGCGUACACAGACGAGGUGAUCCCAACGCUGAAAAAGGCCAAAGACAAUGGCAUCAAGAUCAUCAAUAUCGUCAACACCCAUCAUCACGGCGACCAUGCUGGCGGUAACGAGAAGAUCAUUGAAGCGUUCCCGUCGGACAAUCUUACCGUGAUCGGUGGCAAGGAGUGUUUGAAGGUGAAACAUGUGCCUGAGCACGGCGAAACUUUCACCAUUGGCGACAAUAUCAAGGUCACUGCCUACCACACGCCGUGUCAUACCCAGGACAGCAUCUGCUACCUGUUCGAAGACGGCUCAGAUCGUGCGGUGUUUACUGGCGACACUCUGUUCAUCGGCGGAUGCGGUCGUUUCUUUGAAGGCUCGGCCGCGGAGAUGGACAAGGCUCUCAACCAAACCCUGGCAGCUUUACCCGAUGACACAAAGGUUUAUCCGGGUCACGAAUACACCAAAGGCAACAUCAAAUUCGGCAUGAAGGUCCUGCAGUCGGAAGCGGUGAAGAAGCUAGAGGCUUUUGCUUCAGCGAACAAGGAGACCCAGGGCAAAUUCACCAUCGGAGACGAGAAGAAGCACAACGUUUUCAUGCGCUUAGAGGAUCCCGAGGUGCAAAAGUUCACGGGCAAAACAGAACGUGUCGAGGUGAUGGCAGCCUUGCGAGAGGCCAAGAAUUCCAUGUAAUUUUAGGCUCAAAGUAGUCCACAACAGACAGUCAUGAUUGAAAGCCUUGCUCUUUGAGAAAGUGACUGUGCAGGUUGGACACAUAGCAUGCCCGUGUGGACCUUUCCCGCUGGUCUAUCAUGCUUCGGGGCCAGUACGUCGCAAGAACCCAUGGAUCGUUCAAUGCCCUCCUGAGUUGGCAUCGAUCG